Messenger RNA from Drosophila grimshawi, 1857 nucleotides. RefSeq names its product protein I'm not dead yet 2. The transcript has 13 exons. Gene Ontology annotation, molecular function: citrate transmembrane transporter activity; succinate transmembrane transporter activity. Lineage: Eukaryota; Metazoa; Arthropoda; Insecta; Diptera; Drosophilidae. The record is from RefSeq and is a predicted model, not a curated record. The coding region runs from base 71 to 1741 and encodes 556 amino acids. Gene Ontology annotation, biological process: citrate transport; monoatomic anion transmembrane transport. Gene Ontology annotation, cellular component: membrane.
CAUUAACAAAUAUUAUCAAACAACUUAUAGAAACUUCACACUUUAAGUACUAAAUUGAGCAGAGUUAGAAAUGGACGACAAAGAGAAAUUGUCAACGGGCAAAAGCCUUAAAACAUGUUGUGGCUUUCAUUGGAGGGGAAAGGCAAGCUGCCUCAUACCGUUAAUCACGUUGCCGAUUUUAAUAUAUGGCCUAAGCAAGAACUUACCAGAGUACAAGUGCAUGUAUCUGGUUGUGAAUAUGGCUUUGUUUUGGAUAACAGAAUGCAUUCCACUUUAUCUGACAUCAAUAUUUCCAAUUGUAUUCUUACCACUUUUUGGCAUUAUGAGCUCCGAAGCCGUUUGCCAUCUGUAUUUCGCAGACACUUUGGUUAUGUUUCUGGGUGGUCUUUUUAUUGCACUGGCCGUCGAAUACAGCAAUUUGCAUCUGCGCAUCGCCCUGGGCACAAUUCUAAUAGUUGGAUGCAGUCCACGACGCUUGCUUUUGGGUAUGGUUUUCGUCACCUGCUUUAUAUCACUGUGGAUAUCCAAUUCGGCUGCUACGGCUAUGAUGUGUCCCAUUGUUAAGGCCGUUCUGCUUGAAAUGAGUUCUCAAAAUAUAUUUGAUGUAUAUAUGACGCAAGAGCAGGAACCAGUUGAGGAGGGCGAUUCACCGCAUCUGUCGAUGAUAUCGCUGUCAUUUUAUUUUGGUAUUGCUUAUGCUGCCACAAUCGGUGGUUGCGGCACACUCAUCGGCACCGGCACAAAUCUAACAUUUAAAGGGCUUUACGAAACCCGCUUUCCCAACUCCAAGGAGACGUUGGACUUUCCCAUAUUUAUGUUGUAUUCGAUGCCCCUGGUUGUGAUCGUUAAUAUUGUACUGUUGUACUUAUCGUUGCUAGUCACCCACAUGGGCAUGUUUCGUGCCAAUAGCGAGAUCGCCCGACAAGUUAAGCGUGGCGCCGACAAUAGCGAUCUGGUCAAGAAGGUGGUCAAGGAACGCUAUCAGGAUCUGGGCCCCUGGACCUGCCACGAGAUUCAGGUGAUCGUGGUCUUUGUAUUCAUGAUUGUCUUACUCUUCACCCGUGAGCCAGGCUUCUUUACAGGAUGGGGUAAUUUCUUGAAUGCCAAACAUAUAGGUUGCUCGGCGGCUGUCAUGCUGCCAGUGGCCCUAUUGUUUGCCCUACCCACACAGUACUCAUUUUGUAAGUACUGUUGUGGUGGACCGCCCUUUACUGGACGCAGCAUGGACGCUUGCCUCUCCUGGGUGUAUGUACAUAGGAACACACCAUGGGGCCUGUGCUUUCUGCUGGGUGGCGGCUUUGCACUGGCGGAGGGCAGCAAGGUCAGCGGCAUGGCCGGAAUGCUGGGCAAGGCAAUGGCUUUUGUUUCAUCGCUGCCAACAUUUGCUACUAUCGCUAUUACCAUUUUAAUUAGUCUAUUCUGCACGGCUUUCAGCUCGAAUGUGGCAAUUUGCAACAUACUUACUCCCAUCUUCUGUGAGAUGGCUCUCGCCGUUAAAAUACAUCCAUUGCUGUUGACAUUGCCCUCAGCGCUGGCGAUUAGCACCGCCUAUCAUUUGCCGGUCAGCACACCCCCAAAUGCUAUUAUUUGCGGCUAUGCUGGCAUCAAGACAAAGUACCUCGCCGUUGCUGGGAUAGUGCCAACAAUUUGGUCUUUUCUGUUGCUCUGGCUCAACGCAAUGACUUGGGGCCUGGUUGUGUAUCCGGACUGCAAAUCAUUUCCAGACUGGGCUGAGGAGUAAAGUUUUUUUCUUCUGACUCCGAAAAUACUACUUAAAUUAUAUGAUGUAUAUCAACUUAUAAAUGUACGCUGCUUAACAUAAAAUAGUUAUUUCUUAAUUGGGAAUCAAAACUGAAA